This is a messenger RNA of Cylas formicarius (sweet potato weevil), 970 nucleotides long. RefSeq names its product C-type lectin 37Db-like. The record is from RefSeq and is a predicted model, not a curated record. NCBI's taxonomy places the organism in Eukaryota, Metazoa, Arthropoda, Insecta, Coleoptera, Brentidae. Bases 115 to 609 code for a protein of 164 amino acids. The transcript is spliced from 4 exons. Gene Ontology annotation, molecular function: carbohydrate binding. Gene Ontology annotation, biological process: biological process involved in interspecies interaction between organisms. Gene Ontology annotation, cellular component: external side of plasma membrane.
CACUGAAUAUAGAAAUAAAGCGGCAGAAAAAUUGCGACAGGUUUGUAAAUCGCUGCGAGUCUCCUUAGCCGCGAGGUUUAUUUAAUCCUAUCAACUCCCUGUCUGUGAUACAAAAUGUGUACAGCGUUUGCUAGCGCCUUUUCGCUUCUAGUUGUAAUUUUAGUGUUUGACUCGACGGAAUGCCAAAGUUUAACCGCCGAAAAUAUUAAGUAUGUCGUCUCCCAGGACAAACAAAAUUGGAUUCAAGCUCUGAUCAAUUGCAAAAGUAGCGGCAUGGAACUCGCCACUGUCAACUCGGAAGAAGAACAUCUCGCUAUGGAGAAGUUUCUAAAGGACAGUGGACACGACCUGGGUUAUUGGCUGGGCGGCACCAAGUUAGGCGACGGUACCUAUUACUGGGCGCCGACCGGCGCCAAAGUCGUUUUCACCAAGUGGUUCGUGGGUCAGCCGGAUAACGGGGGGCUGGAUCUGCCACCCGAAGACUGUAUUCAAUGGGGGAUGCCUUCGUACAGUCCUAAACCGACUGGCUGGAACGACCUGAACUGCAAUCGAAGCAUUCAGUACAUUUGUCAAACUGUUGAUUAUUGUUACGCACCGAACGUUGUUUAAGCCGUAUACCAAAGCUAACAGUAAAAUAAUAUAUUUUUAUUUGGUUACCAAAGCUUUUGAAUUAUUCUCCUAUAUGCGUCACGGCAGAGAGGAGAGAAUCUGGCAACAUUUUGUAGAAGGAAAAGGUCCUAAGAGUUGUCUCGAACAGUUAAUUUUUUCUAAGAAAAUCAAUAGAAAAAUUCAACAAAUUACUUUUACAUAAUAUAAUUACUUGGAUAUUGAUUUACUUGAGUUUAAUCUUAUAAAAUAGGUAAAAAUUAUGUUGCUGACCUACUGGGAUAAAGUUCCAUAAAAACUGAUAUAUCCUUAAUAGUCAUCGUUACUUUAAUGGAAUGUAUAUUAUAUUAUAUUAUAUUAUAUA